Molecule: messenger RNA, 1251 nt
Organism: Sitophilus oryzae (rice weevil)
Lineage: Eukaryota; Metazoa; Arthropoda; Insecta; Coleoptera; Curculionidae
Product: LHFPL tetraspan subfamily member 2 protein
Exons: 7
Coding region: 329-994 (221 amino acids)
Cellular component (GO): membrane
Source: RefSeq, a predicted model, not a curated record
UCGUGUCGCUGGCGACAGUCGCAGUUCUGAGAACGGGGCUUUAUUCAAAGGGUCCCACCAAGGUCCCACCCUUUGGGUCCCACUCUUUCCCGCCUAGUCCCACCCAUGUGUUGUUGACUGUUGAUAUCAGCUGAUUAGAAUGCAGAACCACACCAACCACACUACGUACUAGAAUAUAAAUUAAUUCUUUGCUACAACUGGCUACAUUUCAUUCCUGUAUUCCUCCCACAUCUUUUCCCGAGUAUUAAAUGAAAUAAUGUGGUUUGAGUGCGUAUUUAAUUAAUUAGCCCUGUGGAUGAUAAUUUACAGUACUCCAAUGUGAGCCACAAUGCAAUUUUUUAUUGUCACAGCAAGAAGUCUGAUAUGGAUGCUUUUGGGUCUACUUUGCACAAUGAUGAUGCUCAGCGCCUUAUUCAAUCCAAGUUGGAUUACUGGCGCACCUCAAAGUGCAUAUUUAGAUAAUCAAACAAUACCAUACACUCCCAGCCUAGGUGUUUAUGCUAAAUGUGGAAAACCAGUAGGAAAACAUCAUGCUAUUUGUACACUCAUGUCGGCGAAAGGUUUAUCUGCUGAUAGUACAGUGUAUCCAGGUGUUUGGAAGGCUGCCACAGUGUUUCUAGCAAUGGGUAUAGUAGUGAUGUCCCUCACAGUAUGUACUAGUUUGCUAAGUUGCUGUUUUCAAAGCCUGUUCAAGAAAAGCAUUUUUACACUGUCAGGAGCUGCCCAAUGCAUUGCAGGAAUUUGUUUUAUAUUGGGUGUGAUGCUUCAGCCCAUGGCUUGGGGUACUGAAAGAGCUCAUAGAUUAUGUGGUAGGGAGUCUUCUGCUUUUUAUCUAGGAGAUUGUUCGAUAGGCUUAGGACUGUACUUAGCUAUAGGUGGGACGAUUUUGACUUUUCUCUGUGCCUGUCUAUCCAUUCCAGCGGAAAAAUCGACCAGCAGUGAUAAAGUUCAAGAUAAAAUUUACGAAGGGCAAACACUAAUUUGUUUAACUUAAUUUAUUUAUGCGCACCUCAACUGCAUAAGCCUUGAUACUGUCGAACAUUUGAUCUUCAAUUUCGCUUGGUUGAAAAAGGAUUUUGGGAAAUUUUGAAGCAAAAUACACACAUUGCUGACCAGUACCAGAAGCUAUUUCCAGAAGUUUUCCUGGUAUUUUGGGAUCAAUGUGUUUCUGUAACACUUCUAGUAUAUAAAACUUAUUUCUUUCAGCUGAAGGGUAAUUUAUCUUUUUACUGAAAAUAAUAAUUACUGAAG